AUGCCUCCUCCUCACACGGAAUUUGAUUUGUCUUCUAAGAUUUUUGAGCUUUUAAAUGAGUGGAGAAUUGAAAAGAAGAUUAUGACUCUUACACUAGAUAAUGCAUCUGCUAAUGAUACAUGCCAAGAUCAUUUGAAAAGUACAUUAAAUAUGCAUGAUUGGUUGUUGUGUGAUGGGAAGUUCUUUCAUAUUCGUUAUUUGGCUCAUAUCUUGAAUCUUAUUGUGCAAGAUGGAUUAAAAAUUGCUCAUGAUGCAUUGGAUAAGAUUAGGAAAAGUGUGAAAUAUAUAAGGGGAUCGGAAAGUAGAAUGAUAAGGUUUAAAGAAUGUGUUUCUGCGAUUCAUGGUUUGAAUUUUACAAGUGGGUUGCAUCUAGAUGUUACUACUCAAUGGAAUUCUACAUACAUUAUGCUCGAAAGUGCUAUCAAGUAUCGGAAGGCCUUUGAGUAUUUGAAGGCAACCAAUCAUGCUUAUAAGUAUUGUCCUUCAGUUGAUGAAUGGGGGAGAGCUGAAAGGAUAUGUGAAUUUUUAUUCCCCUUUUAUGAAACUACUAAUUUGAUUUCUGGCACAUCUUACCCUACUUUGAAUUUAUAUUUUCUAAAAGUCUAUCAUAUUCAAUGUGUUUUGAUGGGAAGUUUGAGAAGUGAAGAUAAGCUUCUAAAGAGCAUGGGAGAAAAAACGAUGAACAAAUUUAAGAAGUAUUGGAAAAAGUAUAGUGUCAUUCUUGCAUUUGGUGCUAUUCUUGAUUUUAGGUUUAAGAUUUCUACUUUAGAGCUUAUGUAUGAAGAAAUUGAUGCUGAGACUGCAAAAGGGAAGGUGGAAUAUGUGAAAAAGAAAUUAUACAAGUUUUUUAAAAAAUAUGACAAGAAUUCCCUUCCAAUUGUUGAAGCACACGGACAUAGUAUUCAAUCUUCAUCCAUGGCCCAUACCCCUGAAAGUGCAAGCAAGAAACGACUUGCGAUUAUUGGCAAAUUGAUGAAACGUAACCAUCAAGCUGAGGUCUCUAGUGGAAAGAAUCCACUUGAUACAUACUUGGAGGAGCCACUUUUGUCAAAGAAUUGCUUUGAAGAUUUAGAUGUUUUGGAAUUGUGA
This is a messenger RNA of Arachis stenosperma, 1089 nucleotides long. RefSeq names its product zinc finger BED domain-containing protein RICESLEEPER 2-like. NCBI's taxonomy places the organism in Eukaryota, Viridiplantae, Streptophyta, Magnoliopsida, Fabales, Fabaceae. Gene Ontology annotation, molecular function: DNA binding. Bases 1 to 1089 code for a protein of 362 amino acids. The transcript has 2 exons. The record is from RefSeq and is a predicted model, not a curated record.